AGAACGCCCACAAGCCGCACCACCGACAUUUCCUCUGUUCCCUCAAAAGAUUCAAAAGACUACCAGGACCAUAGUGCAACCGCGUGUGUGCCCCGUCAAUACGUCGCAUCUCGCUGCUCGGAUGCCGUGAGAUCCAAUUCCCAGGGAGCAGCGGGCGCGGCGCCACCAACCUCGAAAGACUACAAAGCCCAUCAAGCAACUCGCGGACCUCCGCCUCCGACGACUGGCCGAAAACCGACCGGCACCCAGGAUCCUCCGCGGGGCAAGAUGGCCACGCCGGGAGCGGAAGCGGAGCCGACAGGGUGCUAGGCCCUACGCCUCCUCGGUCUUUCCUGAGGAACUUACGGGUCCGAGGAGGGAAACUCACGGACCUGUCAGGCAAAUGCGUAUUGCCUUUUCUCGCCGUGGCCAUGGGGCCGUCCUGAUAGAGCCUUGGAACUGACAGGCAACCAUAGCAUUUCGCAGUCCCGACUUGGAACCUCCCCAGGACUGCAGAGUAAGCGCCGCCUCUGCGUUCCGACAGAGGCACGAGGCCAGUCAAGCAGGUCCCUCUGUCCCGACAGGUGCGACACUGAGCACUCCAUGCCUGCGGGCGCGGGGAGGCAUGGCCCCCCCCAGGGCCGCCACCUCUGCUGGUUGCUCUGCGCUUUCACUUUAAAGCUCUGCCAAGCAGAGGCUCCCGUGCGGGAGGAGAAGCUGUCAGUGAGCACCUCAAAUUUGCCGUGCUGGCUGGUGGAAGAAUUUGUGGUGGCAGAAGAGUGUGCUCCGUGUUCUAACUUCCAGGCUAAAACCACCCCUGAGUGUGGUUCCACAGGGUAUGUGGAGAAAAUCACAUGCAGCUCAUCUAAGAGGAACGAGUUCAAAAGCUGCCGUUCAGCUCUGAUGGAACAACACUUAUUCUGGAAAUUUGAAGGGGCUGUUGUGAGUGUGGCCUUGGUCUUUGCUUGCCUUGUCAUCGUUCGUCACCGACAGCUGGACAGAAAGGCUCUGGAAAAGGUCCGGAAGCAAAUUGAGUCCAUAUAGCUACCUUCUCCCCUUUUAUGGGGUCUUAGAGACCCUAUUGCAGACAGAGAAAGUGGAACGGACUGACUCAUGCCCCUGGUUCUCUGGAACCUUAUGGUGGCACCCCCUUUCUCCCAUCUUCCUCAUCUAAAUCACUAAUGAGUGGAAUAAAAAGUAGAAUCAUU
Messenger RNA from Camelus dromedarius (Arabian camel), 1187 nucleotides. RefSeq names its product jumping translocation breakpoint (gene JTB). Gene Ontology annotation, biological process: mitotic cytokinesis. The record is from RefSeq and is a predicted model, not a curated record. The transcript has 5 exons. Bases 583 to 1023 code for a protein of 146 amino acids. NCBI's taxonomy places the organism in Eukaryota, Metazoa, Chordata, Mammalia, Artiodactyla, Camelidae. Gene Ontology annotation, cellular component: membrane; spindle; centrosome.